AUGGGGCUGCAGGGAAAGGAUAGACGUGGCGGUGGUCGCGGUGGUGGUGGUCGCGGUCAAGGACAGUCUCGCGACGUACAAGUCUCCAAAGCUCUGAGCUUGCUUUUGCGCCAUGCCGCCGAAAAAGAAGGGGUGAAGAUGAACGCCCAAGGCUACGCGAAUGUAGCAGACGUGCUGGCCUGGCGAAAGCUCAAGUCCAUCAAAGCCACCUUUGACGAAAUCAAGCACGCCGUCGAGUCGUCCGACAAGAAGCGCUUCGCCCUCCUCCACAUUCCCUCCGCACAACCGACCGGGUCUACGACAAAGGCUACGUUAACACCAACGACCGUCCCCGGGUCCGAGGAACAACCGGACGGAGAGGUCGCAGCGGACGGCGACCAGCCAGCUACGUCGGUGCUCGAGGCGCCGUCCAGCAAUGAAGACCAAGCAAAUGCGACACAGGCAGCUCUGGCUUCGACAGAUUCCGAGCCGUCAAAUUACAUGAUCCGAGCGACACAGGGCCACACCAUUCAGAGUGUGGAUGCGGCAACUUUCCUGGAACCACUCACGCUUGACGACGAGUCGAAGCUCCCCCAGACCGUUGUCCACGGCACGUUCCACGGCGCAUGGCCUCUGAUUCUACAGUCCGGUGGACUGCGAGCGAUGGGUCGACACCACGUACAUUUUGCGACGGGCCCUUCGCUCGAAUCUACGCUAGCCACCGCGGGCACGACAUCCCAAGAAAAAGGAAAGGAACCCAAGCAGGAGAACCAGGUCAUCUCCGGUAUGCGGCGGGAUGCUCAAAUUCUAAUUUACCUGGAUAUCAAAAAGGCAUUGGCGGCUGGGUGUCCAUUCUGGCGCAGCGAGAAUGGGGUUAUUCUCAGUGAAGGAUUGCCCGUGCCGAAUGGCAAGACUGAUGCAGAUGGGAAUCCCGAGAAGAUUGUUUCGAUAGACUUUUUUGAGUUUGUAAUUGAGCGCAAGCUUGGUCUUGGUCAGAUUUGGCCGAAGGGGGACGGGGUGAAGGAGCUUCCGGAAAGUGCGAUUAAGAAGGGGACGCCUAAGAAUCGGCGGUGA
Molecule: messenger RNA, 1053 nt
Organism: Penicillium brasilianum
Lineage: Eukaryota; Fungi; Ascomycota; Eurotiomycetes; Eurotiales; Aspergillaceae
Source: the annotation of a GenBank genome assembly